Didymosphaeria variabile is the source of this 4638-nucleotide messenger RNA. RefSeq lists its product as uncharacterized. The transcript has a single exon. The record is from RefSeq and is a predicted model, not a curated record. Lineage: Eukaryota; Fungi; Ascomycota; Dothideomycetes; Pleosporales; Didymosphaeriaceae. Bases 1 to 4638 code for a protein of 1545 amino acids.
AUGCAGGCCUCGAAUAAACCCGCGAGCGCGUCCGCCUCCCUUGCUGCCACCAAGGCCUUCCUCCGCGACCGUGAAUCCAAUGGCGCUUUGUCCAAUGCCGCGGCGGCGGCUGCCCUUCGCACUCACACCACGACUCCGACCCCCGUCGGCGAGACGGUGACGAAGCGGAUGGUACGGAAAGGCUCAGUAUCCUCUCAAGGCAGCGGCAGCCAGCAACGUCCGGGCUUGCGCCGACAUUCAAGCUCUGGUUCCAUGACUGAGCGCUCGUUUCGUGCUCCAUCCCCGAGCAGGAGCAGCCCAGUCGAUCCCAAUGCGCCUCCGGUUCCGGCUGUACCGAAGGACGUCCCCCAAGUCAGCGUCGUACACCGACGAAAUGCGAGCCUUGAGCCGCCGGCACGUGGAGGGUCACCCGUCGGAAGAGGUGGAGGUCGAGGGUUGAGCUUGGAUCGGGGAACAUCCAACGCCGGAAAUCGCGGUCGGGGGCAACCGCGAGCGCCGGCCCUCUCCAGAGUGGUAGAGGAUGAGCAAGAUGGAGCACAGAGGUCCUCUAUCAAUUUCUCCCGUCCCAUUUCUCCUCCAGUGGCAUCAUCGCCCACACCAAAACCAGUGGCCUCGGCACGCGCCGGACAAAGCGGCUGGUUCGGCGGUCCGGUUGUAAACACAGAACAAUCUUUUAGAGGUGAAAAAUCGCGACCGAAGACGUCGGAUGGCACCUCUGCGUAUGCCACUCAGCAAGCCGCCCAGAACGUUCAGAAUGCCGCGGUUCGGCCCGUCUCGACCAGAGCAGCACACAUGUCGACUGGCGUGGAAGGCGCACGACUGGCCACGGGUAGCAUGCGAGCCAAACCGAGCGGAGGAGCCGUACAAUCGCAGCCGACGUACACCGCGGCCAAAGACCGCCCGGUGCGUAUCGUGGAUCCCAAUUCGCCAUUCGCCGUAUAUGACCCGUCAAGUAGGAAGUUCAUCCAUAAGCAGGAUGCAAUGAACCUGCACCGGGCGAUGAGUGACGCAGAAGAUCCUGCACCGCCGUAUGAGCCUCAGCGAGCAGUACAUCAGACCCACUACGAGGCACCACAAUUCAGUCAGCCGGCCAGACAAGCUCCCCAGAUCAGGGACAUAGCUCCGCGGUACGCUAGCGCCUCCCCAACACCUGAGGCUCCACAGCCAGCGUCUUACACGGAGUAUGCUGAGGAUCCUGCUCCUGCUGCAAGUCCUAGACAGCAUGGUGUUGCAUUUCCUCAAGAUGAACCUGCUACGUUCACAGCGCAAGAUUUCACUGAAGUAGAAGACCGAUUCCCCGCAGGCGCAAACACCAGUCGAAAGUUGGAGUCUCCCUCUCCUGAGCCGAUUGAAGAACCUGAAGAUACUGUAUCACCCAAAUUCGCCCCAAACCAAGGCAGCUCUUAUCCACACCUUGCACCACCGGCCCCAUCUGGCCCUCCGAGUACGCAGGGAAGCGAACGGUCUGCGAGGACGCAUUCGUUGAGCCCUCCGCGCAGUGCGCAUUUCGCAGCAGUUGCUGCGGACCUAUCAAAUGGCAUCAAGCACCAACCGCCAGGCCGUUCAGUGUCUCCCGCAAAGUCCGCCCUGAAAGCCUCGCCAUCAGUAUCUGGUCGAAGCCAUUCGCCGCUCGCCAAUAACGGUCGUAUGGUCAACCGAGGAGCACCAAGCCUGGCGUCCGACGCCGCUUCGGAAGACGGUGGAAAGAAAAAGAAGAAGGUUCGCAUCAGCUUCGAUGAGGAACCCACAGUGGUCGAUAUUCCACCAUACGGCGAUUCUGACGUGUCACAUCUGCCGGUUGCGGAUGAUCUGGAUUCAGAAGAGGAUCUCGACGACAUUCUGAAGCCCACUCCAGUGCUUCCAUCAUUUGGUAGUAUUCGGGACAAGAAUCGCCGCUCAAGGGACGACCCAGAAAAGGUCACGGAAACCGUGUCUUCGUCGCUGUCGAAUUCUGCUACGCUGAUGGGAGAGUCAGAGCUUUCGAGCGACCACAAAAUCGGCGGCAUCCUUGCCCAGGACUUUGCUGCGAAGUCAGCGGAACACUCAUCUGGAAAUGAUCCUCUUCCGCCGGAGGUAACGUCCGUGGAGGGCAGCGGCUACUACUCAGAAUCAAGUGAAAGCGAAGCUGACGUGCCCAUCGUUGAACCUCACAAGACACUCAAACCAGAAGGAGUGCAAUCAACACCGGAACCAGAACCGAAAACCUUAACUAAUCCUGUCGAGACGCGUGCAGCGCCGCUCGAAGUACCAAUUAUUGCGGUGCAACCGGCCAGUCCUCCCAUUCCCCAGGAACCUGCGACCCAACCGUCAUAUAUUACUCAGCCGGUCGUGGCACCUCAGCCUGCACCGAAAGCACCACGUCCAUUCGUACCGGGUGGAUGGGACGACGAUGAUGCCUCGGAGCCUGAAGUCGAAGUCAAGGCGCCUGAGCCAACUUAUUCGGCCCCUAGCCAGCCAUCCAUUACAAUCCAGAUACCUGAGCGUCCGGUCGACGACGAUUCUUCCGACGAUAACAGCAGCGUCUACAGUGACGCUUACGAAGAUCUCGAAGAGGGCGAGGGCUUUGCCUCCAUUGAUGCAAUCAUGGAAAGUCCUAUCGUAGCACCAACCUCUCGGUUCGCAUCAAACAACUCCUCCCCUAACACAUAUAAGACGGGACUUGAGAGUUCAAGGUGGGCUCCCACCAAUCCAGACGACAUUCAAGAAAGGGUUAUUCAGGACCAACGGAAGGCGCAGCCUAACAAUGAUUGGGAGACUUCUCAGCAGUCUUGGAGCGAAAUGAAUGACUCGCGAAAACCGCAGCCUCAAUCCGGGCUACUCAUCAAUAAUCUCGCUGCAGUAGAAGAGCCGAAGAGCGCUCCCCGGACAGCGGCACCUGCCACGCAGACAAGAGCCGAGCCCAAGCCUACUCUGCAGGAAGUGUCUGUACCAAUACCUGCGAAAUCGAAAGAGCGUAGAGUCAAGGUCGAGCCUACCGUCGCUCAAGUUAAAGCGCCUCCCACACAACCUGCGAAGACGGCAGCACAACCUCGCAAAUCCGCUUUGAAAAAGGCUACGCCUACUUCGCCCCCAGCUGAGGUUCCUUUGAAGAAGACGAUGCGUGACCGCGCACCAGUUUCAAAUGGCCCUGAACCCCAAAUGCGAAUGACCAUGCGUGGAGCUAGCGGUGGAUUUGCCGGCAGAGGCUCAUCCGCACCAGCUACGCAGCGACAGAGCAUGCCGCCACUGGAUACUAAGCCACCCAGAGGUGCCCUGCAGAAGAGACAUCUUCCGGCGGCGGCAGCUGGUGCAGCAGCCAGACCUCGACCACAAAGCGCUUCAGGUGUCCCUGCUAAACCCAAAGCUUUCGUCCCCCCGGCGCCGACUUACGAUAGCGACUCUGAUGCCUCGGUCAGCAGCUUCCAGCGUGAGCGCCAGCGGAAUCGUGCAUCACGGAGUAACAACAACGGCGGCCAAUAUACCAUGCGUGCAUCCAUGCGCUCGGGUCCCACACCAACGAUGCGGGCCGCGCCUCCUGUACGAUCGAUUUCGCCCCCUCGCACUGCAACGUCACCUCCGCCAUCAACGCUCAGGAAGUCUAUGCGACCUUCUUCUCCGACACCGGAAUCACCUGAGAAGGUGAAGUCCUCUCGCUUUAGCAUAAGAUCUUUAUCUCCUGCAGGCCGUUUCAGACGUAGCAGUACCUUCGAUGCCGCACCACCCAUGCCGCCUCCACCUGUACAGGCUCCUCCGCCAAAGGCCAAGAAGUCGAUGUUCGCCAAAUCAGCUCCUGCAAAAGCCCCAGCAAAGGCAACAAAGGCAGCAAAGCCUUUCAAGAGCCGAAUCAACGACUCCAGUGACGAAGAAGAGGACCGACCACGAAGAUUCCAGAGCAGAUUUGCAGAUUCAGACUCAGACUCAGAAGAUUUCGAGCUUCCUACCGGUCUUACACCAGUCCGAGGAAUUCCGAAACGUUCCGGCGAGGAAGACGGCGAUUCUACGGAUCUCGAAGACGAGGCGAGCGACAACGAACCCACACCAGCACCAGUCACGAAUGGCAAUGGUAAGGGCAAGAGUGCGACCACCAAUGGAUCGACCAAUGCGCAGGGUGCAAGUCUUGCGGCAGGGUCUCUACGCCAGCCGGGGGCAGUCCCGCCUUUAGAUGCUGGACAGAAGAAGCCAAAGCGAGGCUUGUUCGGCUUUGGCAAGAAGAAGAACUCUUACCUUGCCGACGCGAACAGCAGUACUCAGCCUGCGGACUUCGGGAUUCCCAUGCCUCCAGCGCAGCAGAAUCGUGAUCUCAACCGACCGCUUACCCCGAUCGGUGAGCUCGACGACGUUGACGCUGGCAACGCGCCAAUGAACCCCCCUCCAAAGUCGGGUCGUCGCACACCACUCGAGCGUUCGACCUCCGACUCGUGGCCACUGCCGUCUCCCACUCCUGCCUUUGCACAGGACGAACGACCCCAGAGCGCCGAUGGCCCUGUCAAACGAAGACUAUCUUCUGGCCGACCCACUCUCGUCAAACGAAACCCUUCUCAGCUGUCGCAAACACAUACCGAGCUUGAUCCGAAGACUGGCAAAGAGGUUUCCUUCGGGAGGACAGGCAAAAAGAAGAAGUUUCAAGGAUUGAGGCGGGUCUUGGGCCUCAACGAUUGA